GAUCCGUAGACUUCCACGAUCAGCCGGCGGAUGACGCCAGCGAGUCCGAAAAGGCGUGCAGCGAGGGGAAACGAGACCACCCAAUCGCCGCGAGGCUUAUCGCCUCUCGGUGUCGCCCGCGAUGCCCGUUGUUCCCGUCACGUCACGUCACAUCGUCGACCGCUAUGUUUGCCUUUCACGCUGCGCCUUAGCGUCCCGCCCGCGACGCGUUAGAACCGUGUCGCCGCGUGAAUCGUAAGCGUACCGCGCCGUGUCCGAUUCGUUCCCCGAUGUCGCACGUGCAUCCCGUCGUCGACGGUUCGAGAUUGAUCCGCACCGAUAACGUGACGGUGAUGAGCUGCCCGUGGGGAACGGCGGUGCGAGACAACACUUCUGGUUUUUGACAGGGGUUUUUUCCAAUGCGCCCGCAGACAUAGAUUUCCCACCCGUGAACGGGCGAGCCUGGACAACCUGGAUUCCCCGUUGCUCACUGACUACAAGCGUUCAACUCCGGCGAACCGAGAUCUUCCGAUGUCGCCGCCGGCCCUGUCGUCUUCUACUUGUGUUUUCAUCUUUUAGAGCGUGUCGCGAUGCCGAUGACAGCGAGAGGGACCGCGAGGAUCCAGCUGUAAAGAUGGUACGUUUUCUUCUUCGUGAGUUCUCGUUUUCUAUGAGAAAGAGAAAUUUCCUAUAAUUGUACUCGAUCAAUUAAAGUAUACUUUGUUGAUUAACUUAAUUCUAGGAGCGCUUCUUAUUAAAGUUCUCAAAGCAUGAUGAUGUGUCAAAAAUAUAUUAAUCACAAGCCUAAGUUUUAUAAUAUACUUUUGACAAUUGGGUUUCUUGUUAUUGUAAAGACUAGAAAUGUACAAUAUAAGAAGAUAUGUUUCAAAUAUGAGGAAUUAACUUUGGUUACACUUAUAUUUGUUUUAAAUUAAAUCCAAGAAAAAAGAAGAGUUCUCAAGUUUGAUGUGCAUUAGUUGUAUCGCCAGAUGUUGGAACAGGAUGCAGCACCAUGCAAGUUUCUAAAGACUCUUGCAUGCUUCAACUUCCAGUAUAUAAGAGACAAGUAAGCAGUGGAAACUGUAAAUAUGUUGGCUUGAUCGCCUACGCAAGAUGAGAUUCAAUAAGCAGGAGCUACUGACCCUGGCCACUCAGCCUUCGCAGAAAUUUGAGAAGGAGGGUAUCCUGUAUGUAAGAGAACGGCAGGAGGGUUUCUUUCGCAGGACAGAAAGUACAAGUAAAAAAUUCGAGAACAAAAAUCAGAAAGGGAGGUCGCAUAAGAGUCUACGAGAUCUCAAUUGCGUUACUGCCGGCUUGAGCAAAGUAAGUCUCGAACGAUGGUGCAGACUGCGAGGCAACCUUCUGUUCUAUUUCAAAUCGCGGGAACAGUGGUCGGAGCCGCUAGGAGUGAUCAUACUGGAGCAGUGUACGGUACGCGUGGAUCCGUCCAGCACCCACGUUCCUUACGGAUUCAGCAUAGUUUUCGACGGAGGCUUGUUUCAACAGUUAGGCGCAAACACGGUCGAGGAACGGGACAGUUGGUUGCAGGCGCUACAGCUGGCCAGCUACGAGUGCAUGCGGAGCCAAUUGUUGUCAUUACGACAGCGCAUUGAAGCAUUCAGCGGGCACAAGCACGACACCGACAUACAGAUGUUGCGGCUGCAGCGCGGAACCUUCACAGAUCCAGCGGAAGUACCAAUGUGCGAGAUAUCAUUAGCCUGUGACAAUCUGUUGUGCGAUGGACAUGGCCGACCACCCACUCCUGUUUUAGAGAUAGAUGUACAGUCGAAAUCUUCCAAAACUUGGAUUAAAUAUGCACGAACGGAAGUUGUAGAGCGAAGUAGUAAUCCGAAUUUCUUAACUACGGUAAGUUUUCGAGCUAGCGAUGGGUUAACCACUGAAACGAAAAUUAGAAUAACUGCAUAUGACGUCAGAGAAAGAGUCAGUCAAACCGCAACUCCGAUCGGAAGCGCGAUAGUGACAUUUAGUACAGUGCAAGACACUCCUAGAUUAAGGAUACCGUUAAAGUCAGCGAAAACAACGACAGUAGGAUUUUUAACUAUUAACGUGUGGAAUCUGGAAGCUGAGGAUAAAGGGAAUAGCACAGAGAGUACACCGUCGCGAAAUGCAGUGUACAGCAGUAAUAAUCAGCAACAACUACCUUCGCACAGACGCUCGCAGUCGUUGCCUCCGAGAUUAGGAACGAAAAUUAAGUUCCCGCAUCAAGGCCAGUUAAAACUUCUCUUUGCAAAUCCAUUUGUGCAGACUUACAGAUUCCACUCCGGAUUAGGAGGUGACAUAUGCGUACAUGAGAUUAUGGCGGAGAGCAAACUUUGUUUCCAAUUUCCACAACAUUUACUAGGUAUUUGGAUACAAGAGGAAAAGGAAUUGUUACAAGAGGUAGCUGGAAUGGGAGAAUUGAGGGAGCCUUGGCAUACGAAGCAAAUCGAGUUGCUCGACCGUCAUCUUCAUUUGUUACAUUUAUAUUCCCAAGCCAAAGAAAACUUAGCCGCUUAUAAAGGGAGUUAUUUCAAGCAGUCGUCGCGAAAAAACGAUCGUACUCUUGAAUUUGCACCUUUGAAUUUACAUCUUCAACGAAUGUGGGUCCACAACGACACGUUGAAUAAGUGCGGAUUUUAUGAUUUUAUUAGCGUAGGAGCGUUUACCGCUCAUUCUCAUAAAAGCAAAAAUGGCGGACUCAUAAGAUUGGUGCAGGCACUGAAGGAGUCGCCUAUGCGAAGUAAUCAACUGUAUCAGGGAACAUCCAAAAUUACGAUGGCACACGAUGCGAUCCAAGCGAUCAAACAAUUACGCCGAGACGUUGUAGAAGCAAUGAGAUCAUUGAUGAAACUUGCCAAGGAGAAACAGACAAGUGGCAUGUUGCCGAUAUGCGAGGAUAUGAUCACGAAGACCAGGAUUUUACUUAGUCUCUGGGAUCCUGGCUUAGUAGAGGAGGCUUUAACGUUUUUGGAAGAGUACAAAGUCGCGAAGGUUCAAGAGAACUCGACCACAUCUUCGGACGACACUUUGACACUGGACUUUAAAGCCAAUCAAUCCUUGUCACCCUUCAAACGCAUUACACAACAGUUGAAUUUCGAUUUGAAGAGUCCUGAUUUCGAUGAUUUCGUCACGCCUGACACUCCCGAGUGUGUGCAGGAUAUCUGGUCAAAGAAUGGUAUAAAAAAUAGCCAGUACGCUUCCAUAACAUACUCAAGAAAUGAUGUGCCCAACAAUAAUACCGGCGAGGGCGAUAUUCCGGAAGAGAAUUUCGUAAUAUUUCCGGACGUAGAAGACGAUCCUAAACAAACAGAAGCGGAUAUCGAUGAGAGUAUUCAGCGAAGUCACGAUAACGAGAAAAAAGAGAGCUACGAUGACGACAAAGAAGAUCUGAAGAAUGAAACUGAUCCAUGCAAGCGUUUCUUGGACACUCAGAAGAUGUGCAAUUCGCCAUCCGCAAAUUAUUACAAACCUACAGAUGAGCCGGAACCGUGGGAUCUAACUCAGUUGAAUAUUGAGGCGAGUGUUAUGUGUCUUGUGUCGAAGGUAAAGUUUCUCUGUGGUAGAUGCAGCAGUCCGGCUAUACGAUUGCGUAACAAAGGUAACAUGGGUAGGACGCAAAGUUUGAAGGGAGGUGCUUGUUUGCCAAACAAUCGGCAUAACGUUGAGGUCGUUACAAUUCAGCCGAAAAAUGGUAUCAAAUGCGAAGAAUCGAACAAAUUAUUGGAGGAAUCGAACGAGCGGCUGCAGUCUAGCCCGGGUUUGGAAAAAUCGGCGCUUCCGAAGGCAAAGGAAGUGUGCCAAGCGGUUGAUUCGAUGACGCGCGUGAUUAAAAGUAAUUCAGGACAGAGAAACAAGUUUACCGAAGGCCUAGACUUUGCGUCAAUUGUCGAUUGGACGAGCGAGCUCAGGCCAAGCAUGAAGAAGCUGCGACAAGCCAUGGACGGUCUGCUGAAAACUGCCAGACUGACGCACUCUGUAUUUCGCGUACAAGAAGACUCGAAAACCGCGCAACGCGCGUGUAACGUCCGGUAUAGACGAGACGUUUGCUUCAGUCAGGCACUAACUGCCUUAGUAACCGGCAUAAUGGCGAAAUUAUGGUGCCAACGACCCGAUCCGAUGUUUCUGCUAAUACUCACAACUCUGGGACCAUUGGUCUCCUUUGAAGGCCUUCUUAGCUAUUACGGAGACGAGAUAGAUAUGUGGGGCGACAUGGCCGUAGCGGUCGAAGAUACACACACGGUUACAUUCACUCUGUCCAGAUGUGGUAUUCAACCCAGAGUUGAAGGAAAGUCUAGCGUGUUCCAGCUUCCUGUGCCGCGCGUAGUAGGAUCGCGGAGUGCUUUGACGGUGAUACUUCCGGUUCCGGAUACGAUUUACUCUCUCUUGCCAUUAGUGCCCUCUUCGAGACAAACGUUGUCAUUUAAUGUGACUCCGGUGUUCUUUAACGUCGGUAUCAAUGAGAUGGCUUCUUUAGCUGAGAGCCUCGGCACCACAAAGCCACAAGAGAAAAGUAAUAUGGAUAAUUUCGAUAGAUUAAACGAAUAUUAUUUGAGAUUUAAGAAGCUGAAUUUGCCGACGGAACCUACAUCUACGCGUUUUGCCGCUAGGUCAAUUCUGGGCCAUACAUUGUCGGACAUGAUGACCAAUUUAAAAACAUGCGUGCAAGAGAAAGUCAAUAAGAACGUAGAAAUCCUGCAAUUAUCCUCGCAAAUAUGUCGAAGAAUGCGCGGUUUGAGAUUCACCAGCUGCAAAAGUGCGAAAGAUCGAACUGGUAUGUCGAUCACUCUUGAACAAGUCAAUAUAUUAUCGUCGGAAUAUCAUUUGGCUGAACAUGAGUACAUGAGGGCUCUCGACUGUAUGCGAAGCGAGGGCUGUCGCCGGGAAAACACAUGGAAGAACAUCGGUGUGCGCAAAUAUGCGUUUAACAGUUUGCAGAUUUUGACGCUGCCCAGACUCUACCGGCCGCCGACCGGCACGUAUGGAUCUGCCCAGACUUAAGGGGAAAUCCAACCAGCGUUACGUACGCACAUUGCACGAAAUUAAGUUUAACUCUCUGGCUGUGUAAUCACGGAUUAACUUCCGUAGUAUGUGCUAAGUAUGUAGUACUUGUUACAGAAUAGCGGAUGCUAAACACAUCGAGAUGAGCAUUCGAAUAACGUAGUUCUUUAGAAAAUUUAUUGGAAAUACACGCGACUGGCACGUGUUAGGCGUACGAAAUGCCAACCAGGGACGUAGCAAUAUGAUAACAAGAAAAAAGAACUGUGCGUUCGCUUUUUAAUCUUUUUUUCGUUGAGAUUUUUUUAUUUACGCGUUUUGAGACUCGACUAAUUAUUGGUUGUGUAUAGAAAUUCAUAUUUUGUUUUUGAACAUGAGAACCGUAACUAUGCCUUCUUUCCUCCACUCAGAGCUACAUUAUUGCUUAGAUUUGCAAUAUAGAACUGACGCAAAGCUCUAAUGCGAGCUCGGAGCCGUGAAAUAGUAGGUGGUUAAUUAUUUACGUAAUGUGUAUGUAAUGGGGCUGGCCAGAAUUGCAGGAUGAAUUGAAUCAUAAUACAACCUUCGGUUUGUUUCCACACUCACUUUCGAAGAUUUUUUUAGUAUCCGUUUUCUAUUUCUAUCGUUAAGGUUUUUAUUUUGAUUCAAUUCACUCUUCAUUUCAACCCGUGAUUGUUAGCGAGUUUUUGCAACAUCGUAUUCUGAUCGUAAACGUUAAAUUUGUGCGCUUGAUAAUUUAACAAAAGCUGUUAAAACUAAAGAGAAUAAAGAUUAUUAUUAUUUUUAUUAAUAACAUAAGUUGCAAAUAAAUCAUGAGUUAUCGGUUAUUUUCAUUGCAUUGUUGCGUGUGAUUUUUAGGGUUUAUCAUGUUCAAAACGGUAUUGCAAAAGCUCUCUGUUAUAUCUAACCGAAUCUAUCGUGUUCGUUGAAUUGAUUAUUCGCCUUUACAGAAAUUAGCUUGGUGCCAUCUUCUGCCAUAUUAUUACUCAUGGAAUAUUCAAUAAUGAUUAGCAUCAAUUUUGAAGAGAUAUCAUAUAAACGUCGAUAUUAAUGUUGCUCUGAAAACGAACGACAUUGUAUUUAACGGGAGAACAUUAUUUUCACACGCGUCUAUGCGUGUGUGGAAAUUUCCGUGUUAUAUCCAACAUUUUGUCAUACAAAGGAAUCCAAACCACAUAAACACGUAGCCGUAUUUCCAUCACCCCAAUUGAAUAAUCUACUACUAAUCACGUUACCAUAUCCGUAAAUAUAGACGGUAGAUUUCAACAGGUUGGACAUUGUUUUCAAUAAAUUAUUAAUUUUA
Monomorium pharaonis (pharaoh ant) is the source of this 6277-nucleotide messenger RNA. Its product is annotated as inositol polyphosphate-4-phosphatase type I A. Gene Ontology annotation, cellular component: cytoplasm. The coding region runs from base 1093 to 4977 and encodes 1294 amino acids. The record is from RefSeq and is a predicted model, not a curated record. Gene Ontology annotation, molecular function: phosphatidylinositol-3,4-bisphosphate 4-phosphatase activity. The transcript has 17 exons. NCBI's taxonomy places the organism in Eukaryota, Metazoa, Arthropoda, Insecta, Hymenoptera, Formicidae.